Molecule: messenger RNA, 551 nt
Organism: Physeter macrocephalus (sperm whale)
Lineage: Eukaryota; Metazoa; Chordata; Mammalia; Artiodactyla; Physeteridae
Gene: VTCN1
Product: V-set domain containing T cell activation inhibitor 1
Exons: 4
Coding region: 1-468 (155 amino acids)
Biological process (GO): T cell receptor signaling pathway; regulation of cytokine production
Cellular component (GO): external side of plasma membrane
Molecular function (GO): signaling receptor binding
Source: RefSeq, a predicted model, not a curated record
AUGGAUGGGAGACACUCCAUCACAGUCACUACUCUCACCUCAGCUGGGAACAUUGGGGAGGAUGGAAUCCUGAGCUGCACUUUUGAACCUGACAUCAAACUUUCUGAUAUCGUGAUACAGUGGCUGAAGGAAGGUGUUAUGGGCUUGGUCCAUGAGUUCAAAGAAGGCAAAGAUGACCUGUCGGACCAGGAUGAAAUGUUCAGAGGUCAGACAGCAGUGUUUGCUGAUCAAGUAAUAGUUGGCAGUGCCUCUCUGAGGCUGAAAAAUGUGCAACUCACAGAUGCUGGCACCUAUAAAUGUUACAUCAUCACUUCUAAAGGCAAGGGGAAUGCUAACCUCGAGUAUAAAACUGGAGAUACCAGGGCUGGGCAGUCUCUACCCAAGCAAACUUCAGAUCCCCAUGAUGACAAGGCCUGUGUAUGGAACUUCUGUGGCCUUCAGCAUCCCAGAAGUGAACAUGGACUGUAACGCCACCUCAGAGUGCUUACGAUGUGAGGCUCCCCGAUGGUUUCCCCAGCCAACAGUGGUCUGGGCAUCCCAAGUUGACCAGG